AUGUUGACUUGUCAGUGCAGCAUAGGAGGACACUGGGAGUGUACAGGUGACCCAUGCGCGACAACAGUCGGUCCGAGUACAACAGCAACGCUGGAGCCCCCGCCAUGUUCCUGUCCAGAUGGAUAUUACAAUUGUGCUGACUGCUCUAUGUGUAUUCUUGAGGGUAAUGUAUGCGAUGGUGAGCGUAACUGCGGUGAUGGUUCAGAUGAACAGGGGUGCCCAUGUACAGACGCGACUGGUGUUGAAUAUCGAGAUGGAGCAAUGUACUGGCCAACUGAGUGCAAGUACUGUCGCUGUGAUAAUGGUGUUAACGUCUGCGAGAAGCAGUGUAAUGUAUCCUGUUCAGCGAAUCUAGCUCUGAAUAUGUUUGAAAAUGAUCCUGAUAGAUGUUGUGCAUGUACACAGAUUUCAACUACUGUUGUAACAGUGAUUACUACACAGACAACUCCAAUCUCAUGCACUGCUUGUCACUGUGUCCAGAACUGCGAUGGUUCAAGUAACUGUCAUCAAGUGAACCCAUGCGUUGAAGGCUGUGCUCAUACAUGUCCUGAUGGCUAUGUUUGGCAAGGAGAGUAUUGUGUUCGAAUGGCUGUUGGUUGUGCCUGUAUCUACAAUGAUAUCCACUAUGAAAAUGGAACAUCAUGGGAUGCUGGUGAAUGCCGACGAUGUACCUGUGUCAACUUUGAGUCCAACUGUGUCCCACAAUGCAACAUUGGCAGUUGCGCACUGGGUGAAGAGCUUAUUGAUGAUACAGGUGCCGGAGAAUGCUGCUACUGUCGCCCUGCCACAACAACGAUACAAACAACUACAAUCAGUACAGCAACAACAGAACGUGUUUGUGAUGCUGCUAUGGGUAUGGCCAGUCGUAGAAUUCUUCCUAGUCAGCUCCACUAUUCAUCUCGAGAAGAAGGCACAAGCGAUCCAAAUGGAGUUGGCCGCAUCGGUGGCAACGCAUGGAUACCGAGUGGAAACUCAAACUCAGAACAUAUCGAAGUAACUUUCCGUUCUCCACAAGAAAUCUCCGGUCUGGCCAUUCAAGGUGGAUCCAACAUAGAACAAGGCCGUGUGACGCAGUUCCAGAUUAGGUACUCACAAGACCCAGAGCGUAAUGAGUAUACCAAUUACCAAGAGGUCACUGGUACACAAGAAAUGAUUGACAAGGUGUUCACUGUUGUCUAUACCGAUGACAAUAAUGAUCCAUUCAGAAUAUACUUGUCUGAGCCUCUUUUGAAUAUUUAUGCCAUUGUUAUUGUGCCUGUCAAUUGGGAUACAAGAAUCUACUUGAAGAUGGAAUUAUAUGGCUGUGGGGAAUUUAUUCCCUCAACCCGUGUUCCUACAACGCAGUCCACUACAACUUCAACUACUACUCAAUCAACAACACUUGAAGUAUGUGAUUAUCCACUGGGUAUGGAGAAUGGAGAGAUUCCAGACAGUAGUAUAAGCUACUCAACAACAAGCCUUACCUCUGGAGAGGGGUCUGGAAGAUUCAAUGGAAGAGACUGGGAGCCAACUGCUGAUGAUGGUGACCAGUACAUUGAGGUGGAAUUUUCUGGACCUACAGUGAUCACUUCCUUUGAUUUUCAGAGGUCACCUGAUCCUGAAAGCCCUUACAUAACAGAAUUCAGAAUAGAGUACAUUACAGAGGAGGGUGGUAACUACGUUGAUGAUGACACUGGAGCAACAAAGCUCUUUUUGGCAGACCUGAUUUCUUCAAACUCUGACACCACUGAAGAUCUCGGUAUUACUGAUGUCGUUGGAAUUAGACUUGAUAGUAUGGAUGCAAAUUACACUGUCUCCAUAUAUGGAUGCCCACUUUCAAUAUCUUCAACAACUGUUACUACUCAGACGACUACAAUUACUACAACUGCAAGUACUACCACUAUUGUUACUGAAACAACAGUAACAACAGUUGAACCACAAUGUCGGUACCCUCUACUGGCUGGUGGUAACUACUCUAAUAUUGAGUAUUCCAGUCUGGAAAGUUCCCUGAACCCUGAUGCGGUCUACGGUAUACCUACCUCUCUUCCAUGGAUGCCUUUAAAUGCCGGUAUUGCGGGCAAUAGGAAUGAGUUUAUAAGGAUCACCUUUGAUGAGCCCAAAGACAUAACUGAGAUUUCUGUAAACGGGGAUGAGUUCAACAGAGUGACUAUGUUCACAGUGAUGUUUGGAGAUAGUACAGAUAGCCUGUCAACUAUCAAGGAACUGAACCCUAAUGCUGAAGCUGAGUCACUUUUGGAUAAGGUUUUUGAUGUCACUGACACUACUUCUGUGCGGUUUUCAUCAGUAGUCCAAGCUCAGGUCAUUCAAGUCAUUCCAUAUGGAUGGGUUGGACGUAUGACCAUGACAGUAGAGCUAUAUGGCUGUCCAUUAGGCAUCUUAACAACAACAGCACAACCAACUACGGCCGAAAGGUACACGACAAUAAAAGAGCUCACACCACCACCUACAACCUUUCCAAUAUGCUUACAGUGUAUCUGCAAUGAGGAUUGUUAUGGCAAUCUAGAGUGCCUUGGUGAAAUCGGAGAUCAUUGCCAGGACUGCUACUGUGAACAUGAGGUACGUGACAACGUCUGCGUACAGACUGCUUCUGAUUGUUCAUGCAGGGAUAUGAAUAAUACCCAACAUGCCGUUGGAGAAGAAUGGUUUGAAGGAGAAUGCCGAUCUUGUAAUUGUGACGAAACUCAUACCAAGACUUGCACUAACAUUUGCAUCACGACUACACCAAGUGGGACAACUGGAACAGGGCCAACUGGAACAGGACCACCUGGGACAACUGGAACAGGACCACCUGGGACAACUGGAACGGGACCACCUGGGACAACUGGAACGGGACCACCUGGGACAACUGGGACGGGACCACCUGGAACAACUGGAACGGGACCACCUGGUACAACAGGAACAGGACCACCUGGUACAACUGGAACAGGACCACCUGGUACAACUGGAACAGGACCACCUGGUACAACAGGAACAGGACCAACUGGAACAGGACCACCUGGGACUACUGGGCAAACUGGAUCACCUGGGACAACAACUUCCCAUACAGUUACUUCCUCUACAGGUGUUGUAACUAGAAUACCUCCAACUCCCCCAAGUACUACACCUGAAUGUUCCUUUGAUGGUAUGGUUGUACAAGACGUGUGCACUAAUCAAAUUUGCACUGAAGGAAGGGUUGUGCAAAUUUUGGCAUGUAACAAAGACAACUCAGCUUGUGAACCUGGUUUCCAGUUGGUGGACUACAAUGAUGGACAACGUUGCUGUGCCUGUGAGCCUAUUCCAACAUUCACUCCAACAACUCAGCCAAUAUGUAACAGGGAUUUUGCUCCUGGCAAUCCACAAUGCUGUAAUUUUAUCAGUGAAUGUUCCAUUGAUCCUUUAUAUAGUGGAUCAGAAGAUUGUGCUUGUGAGAGUAACCUGGUAUUCAAUGGAACUGCUUGUGUUUUUCCAACCUCCUGUCUUUGCAUGGAUAAUGAAGGACAACUUCGUUUGCCUGAUUCAUCAUGGCCUGAUGACAGAGAUCCAGACUGUUCAACAUGUACAUGUUUCAACAAUGAUUAUACCUGUGCUAGGCAACCAUGUGAACGACAACCAAACUGUCCAGAGGAACAGUUGGUUACUCUAGAAGGGGAAUGCUGUCCUGUUUGUCCUCCUUCGACAACUGAGUCACCAACACCACCACCAACAACAGAGUCGCCAACACCACCACCAACAACAGAGUCACCAACACCACCUCCAACAACAGAGUCACCAACACCACAAUGUUAUGAAAUGGCAAACGCUUACGAUUAUCGAGGCUCAGUACAUACUACAACCAGCGGUUUCACAUGUCAAGACUGGUCGUCACAGACACCGCAUUCGCAUUCAUUCACUCCAGAAAGUUAUCCAAAUGACGGUUUGCUCAACAACAACAACUGCCGUAACCCUGAUCAGGAUACCACUGCAUGGUGUUAUACAACAGACCCAAACAGAAGGUGGGAAUUUUGCGAUGUAGGCAGUCCAAGUGAAAGCUGCGAAAUUACUUCAACGGUGACUCCAACAACAACCGUGACUCCAACUGGAACACUACACCCUGGCACAACAACUGGAACACCACAUUCCCCUACCACAACACCUGGAACACCACAUCCUCCUACCACAACACCUGGAACACCAACGGAAACAACAGAAGAAGUUACUACAGUUUCUACAACUCCUUCAACAACUGAGUCACCAACACCACCACCAACUGAAUGUUAUGAAAUGUCAAAUGCUUACGAUUAUCGAGGCUCAGUACAUACCACAACAAGCGGUUUCACAUGUCAAGACUGGUCGUCACAGACACCACAUUCGCAUUCAUUCACUCCAGAAAGUUAUCCAAAUGAUGGUUUGCUCAACAACAACAACUGCCGUAACCCCGAUCAGGAUGACACCGCAUGGUGUUAUACAACGGACCCAAACAGAAGGUGGGAAUUUUGCGAUGUAGGCAGUCCAAGUGAAAGCUGCGCUUCUUCAACAACUGAGUCACCAACACCACCACCAACCACAGAGUCACCAACACCACCACCAACCACAGAGUCACCAACACCACCACCACCAACAACAACAACUGAGUCACCAACACCACCACCAACUGAGUGUUAUGAAAUGUCAAACGCUUACGAUUAUCGAGGCUCAGUACAUACCACAACCAGCGGUUUCACAUGUCAAGACUGGUCGUCACAGACACCGCAUUCGCAUUCAUACACUCCAGAAAGUUAUCCAAAUGACGGUUUGCUCAACAACAACAACUGCCGUAACCCUGAUCAGGAUAACACCGCAUGGUGUUAUACAACGGACCCAAACAGAAGGUGGGAAUUUUGCGAUGUAGGCAGUCCAAGUGAAAGCUGCGCUUCUUCGACAACUGAGUCACCAACACCACCACCAACAACAGAGUCACCAACACCACCACCACCAACAACAACAACUGAGUCACCAACACCACCACCAACUGAGUGUUAUGAAAUGUCAAACGCUUACGAUUAUCGAGGCUCAGUACAUACCACAACCAGCGGUUUCACAUGUCAAGACUGGUCGUCACAGACACCGCAUUCGCAUUCAUUCACUCCAGAAAGUUAUCCAAAUGACGGUUUGCUCAACAACAACAACUGCCGUAACCCUGAUCAGGAUACCACCGCAUGGUGUUAUACAACGGACCCAAACAGAAGGUGGGAAUUUUGCGAUGUAGGCAGUCCAAGUGAAAGCUGCGAAGUUGUAUCAACAACAAGGCAGGUUUCUACACCAGGUUCAACAUGUCCUGAGGGACGAGUUCCAUCUGAUUGCUACUGCACUCUUACCUGUAGUGAUCUCGCUGAUGGUAUUGAGAUGUGUGACACCUCUAGUGGUUGUACGCCGGGAUGUAAUUGUGCACCAGGCUUGGUAGAACACAAUGGUUUCUGCAUUGAAAUGACCGAAUGUCCAUGCUAUGAUUCUGAGUCCAAUGAGUUCUACCAGCUUUUAUCUACCUGGCGUCAGGGUAAUUGCCAUGUUUGUGUAUGCCAAGCAACACAGAUCGAGUGUUCUCAGAGUGAAUGUAACUUGCAGAGCUGUCCAGCAGGAUAUGAGAUUCAAACCACAGCUGAUCGCUGUUGUGAAUGUGCACUAAUCCAAACAACGGUCAUACCCACCACCAGUAUCAAUCCUUGUUUCCUGCCAUAUGUUUACCGAGAAACAUGUGAUUGUCAUACAACCUGUGAAAAUCGCAACUUUGUAUGCCAAGAGGGCUGUGAAAGCGGUUGCUUCUGCCCUGAGGGAAUGGUAAGGAAUGAAGACUCGUGCGUUCUGCCUGAACAUUGCCCCUGUGAUUAUGACGGCGUGGUAUUGCAGUACCAGGAAGCCAUCCAAGUAUCAGAUUGUACCACUUGUCAAUGUGAGGAAAAUGGAGAAGUUAAUUGUACAAAAACCUGUGGUAUUGAGGAAUGCGGAAAUAAUCAGAUUCUGAUUGAACCAGAUGGUAUAAGGUGUUGUUAUUGUGAAACAAUGACCACCCUUACAUCAACAACACUCUCCACACUGAUUACAACCAUCACAGGAAGCAAUACAACAGUAAUUGGUACGACAUCGUAUUGCGAUGGCUGUUUAAGUGGAGAUCACUGUAUCCCUGUGGGAGACUCAUUUACAGUUGAUGAAUGCACAAAUUGUACUUGUGAAUCAGUAGGCCAAGAACUUUGUAUGACUCAGUCUUGUGAGAUCAGUGAAUGUCCACCGAAUUAUAUUGCCUGGACAGAUGAGGGUAGGUGCUGUCCAACAUGUCAAUAUACAACUUGCGAAGGAUUACAUUUGUUCUCAUGUGGUCCAAGUGACUGCACUAACCAAAUUAACCGGUGUGAUGACGUGUGUGACUGUCCUCCAAGGUGCAGAGAUGAGGCAGGGUGUAAUGAAUUAACUACAUUAACAACUCAGACAACAACUGAAAUACCUCAUCCACCACCAGCUUGCCCACAUGGCCAGAUUCCUGUACAAUGUCCAGCUGAUUCAGGAUGCAGACCUGAUGUUUGCAACAAUGUCAAUUGCUUGGUGGAAAGUGACAGGAGCAUAUGUUGCAAGUGUAUUGGUGACGAUCGAUUUUACGAUGGAACACAUUGUGUCCCUGAGCAUAGCUGUACAUGUGUACACGAAGGCCAACAAUAUGCCUACAGAGAGACAUGGCGUUCAGCCACAGCAGAGUGUGAAGAGUGUCUCUGCCUGGGUACAUCUGUUUCAUGUUAUACCCUGGACCGCUGUGAAAUUACAACACCCCCUGUUACUACUCUUCCACCUCCAACAACUGCUACUGCAUCACCAACCACUCCUGUUCCAUCAACAACAUUGGAAAGUUGUGGAAAUAUGUGUAGUUGUCGGCUUGAUUGUCGUGGACAACUUAUAAACCCGGAAUGUCCAUCCCAAGUUGGCCCACGUUGCAGUCGAUGUAUUUGUCCAGACAACACUAUUGAUUCAAGCAGCUAUUGUGCUGUGCCUGCCGAUGAUUGUACAACAACGGUAGUUACAACAAUAUUGCCAACAACAACAGCAACUCCAUGUAACCAUCCAGAAAAUUGUGUAUAUUUGCUAACAUGUGAUGAAAUACACUUAAGUGAUGCUGAACUGGCAGCACGUGCUGCAGCUGCUUUGGAGCCAGCCUGUUUGGAGCAUUGUCUGUGUCCAACUGACAGUGUCCCAUUAGACGGCGCUUGUAUACGCAUGAAUCACACAUGUACAUGUGAGGAUGAAGAUAGCGAACCCUACACAAUUGGCAACUGUUUGACCUGUCAAUGCACAUUCUUGCCAAGAUUGGAUGCAUGGGCUGAGGAAUGUGAGGAAGGUUGUGUACUCAGUGAUACAGAUUGUUCAGAGGGAGAACGUGUUGAAAAUACUGAGGAUGGAUGCUGCGAGUGUGCUCCGUUUAUAACAACAACCACCACAAUUACACCAGAGACUACUACAACUGUGACAGUUUCAACAACUGCAACACCAAUAACAUCUCGAUUCCCGAGUACCACACCUACUAUCCCCGUGAUAACAACAACUCGGCCACCAACUACCACAACUGAGACAACAACCACAGUUAUAUCAACUACACCAACGCCCACUGCGACUCCUCGAGUCUGUGAAGAUAUUCUUGGCAUGGAUACACCUCUGGAGGGAGACAGAACCAGUUCAUCUGGCGAAGAGACAGGUGAGUCUACCAAUUUGGAAGGGCCUGAUCCCAAUCCUGAUGACGAUAUUGAGGAGGAUGGCUGGAUUGAGAUUGUUUAUGAUGAACCAGUCCGUAUUGAUGUUGUGAAGGUUAAGGGCUCCGAUAAUGGCUAUGUUGGAACAUAUGAAAUUGAGUAUACUACCACAACCUCGGAUAAUCCAGUGUCAGUUGAAGAAGAUGGCAUUACCAAGGUGUUCAUAAUGGAUGACCCAUUGCCAAGGGAUAUUCCUCUUGAUGAAGAACUUAGACAUGUUACAAGCAUCAAAGUAAUCAUCACUUCAGUGGUAGAAGACGUCCGUCCUAUUAUCCACAUUGACUUUGUCGGCUGUGAUGAACGAGAGACAACCACAACGCUUACUACUGCUUCAACAACAACUCUUUCGACAUCGACGUCAACAACAGUACAUACGCCAACACCUAGUACUACCAUGAGUACCACACCAACAUCUGUUACUCCCACAGUUGAACCGCUGUGUGGUUUGGUAGACUCAAAGUUGAAUAACUAUGAAACAGAGAGAACGGUUGACACACUCGAGGAUAGUUUAAUGAGAUCUGCGAUCGGUGCUUUGCAACCAUGGGCUCCAGAUACAUCAAGCCCAUCUAGCUCUAUUACCAUCAGUCUUAGUGGACCAGCCACUUUGUCUGAAUUAGAUUUUGAAACUGCCGGUUACAUUGGAACAUCUAGUGUUACAAUUAUGAUACAGACAACAGACCAGGCUAACUCCCAGCCAGUCAAUGAAGUAGGCACUGACACACAACAGGUUUACACUGUUGAUUUCUCUGAUGGAAGACGAGUAGUUACACUAAACAGCGAAGAGUUAACAGAUGUUGUGUCUGUGACAGUGACAUUUACCGUUCCAACACAAAUUGGCAAUGAUGCUGUUGUAGGUCUUAACAUCAUUGGAUGUAUGGAAAAUGUUGAAAGCACCACUGUGGUAACCACUGCAUCUACUACUGCCCCGACUAGCUUCUCAACAAUGGUCUCAACCGUGACAACAACGCCACACUCAACUGUUUCAAGAUCAACUGUAACCACCACUGGUCCAUGUUCCGAGAUCCUCGAGGAUCUUAUUUAUACAACUCGUCUAACAAUCGAUGGUCAAGGAGAUUUGACUAAAUUUGCCUCUACUGAACCAUGGCAACCAGAAUAUUUUGAUCCAGCAGUCACCAUCUUCUAUGAUGUUCCAGUCCGUGUGACCGGAUUCUUGACCAAAGGUGCAAAUGGUGGUGCAAUCGGAUCCUUCAAUGUCCAGUAUAAACAUGAAUUAGAUGAAGAAUUUAUUCAGAUCCCGGGACCUGAUAUUGGAGAAAAGGUCUUUGUUGUUGAACCUCCAGCCACCAUGAAUACAGAAGUUCAAACUGACCUUGCAUCACCGCUUUUGAAUGUUAGAAUUGUCAAGAUAUUUAUUACAGGGAAUAUUGGGGAAGGUACUUUCCCCCCACCUGUGAUGGUCGAACCGCUUGGGUGUAUUGAAGAAAUUGCUACAUCAACAAUGUCUACAACAACACGUAUUACAACAACAGGUAAACUUACUUUUACUAUUAGUCUAUCUAUGAAAAAAUAG
Molecule: messenger RNA, 9255 nt
Organism: Anneissia japonica
Lineage: Eukaryota; Metazoa; Echinodermata; Crinoidea; Comatulida; Comatulidae
Exons: 62
Coding region: 1-9255 (3084 amino acids)
Molecular function (GO): protein binding
Source: RefSeq, a predicted model, not a curated record